UUUGCUGUCUGUUGCCACAUUAUAGAUUACCCCAAACUGAGCAGCUUAUAAAAGCAACCCUUUAUUAUUUCAAAGGGUCAGGAAUGGGUGGGUCAGAGUGUGGAGCUAGGCUCACGAACGAGGCCAGCUCGGACCUCCCUGCCUCACUGGGUCACCGCAUGGACGCAGCCACAGGAGCGAGCCUAGUAUCCCCCCAGGAGCAGAAACGGAUGCUAGGAGAACGACUGUUCCCGAUCAUCCAAACGAUGCACUCACCCCUGGCGGGCAAGAUCAUGGGAAUGCUGUUGGAGAUGGACAACUCGGAGCUGCUGCACAUGCUGGAGUGUCCCGAGUUUCUCCGCUCCAAGGUGGAGGAAGCUGCGGCAAUCUCACAAGCUCAUCGUGCCAAGAAAUAAGCUGCCCAGAAGGUGGGCGCUGUUGCUGCUACUACCUCUUAGACAUGGAAAAACCGAUUUGAUAUACUUCAUGGUGCAUCUUUGGGUGAAGUUGAUCUAAAUUUUUCUUUCUAUUCUUCUCUA
Messenger RNA from Oryctolagus cuniculus (rabbit), 518 nucleotides. The record is from RefSeq and is a predicted model, not a curated record. Lineage: Eukaryota; Metazoa; Chordata; Mammalia; Lagomorpha; Leporidae.